CCCACCAGCGGCACCACCAUCACUUGGCAGGCAAACGAGCCGUCUCUACCCGACAUUAUCUCCAGUCAGACUCCGCUGGAAAGGAGGCUGAAAUGACGGAUGCGGCCAUGGAAGAGACACCCGGGGACAGUUUAUUUACAACCGAAGAGCCUUUGCAAGUUUAGGGGGAAGCCUCUGCGUUCUUUCCCCCCUCUUUACUUUCACCGUCCCCCUCCUCCUCCACUGGCAGAAAUUUAUAAAGAACAAAAAAUCCGACGAGGGAGGGAGGAGGAGGGGGGUUGAUUAUACGCCGAGGCUGAAAUCGAGAGGCGAACCCAGGGAAAGAGGAGUAAUUUCUACACGGGACUUUCCCCCUCUUAAUCCCCCUAAAGGAGGGGGAAAAGUCGCAAUAUUGGAAACGGAAAGGAACGAGCUUCUGACGGCGCGGAAUCGUCUGCAAUUGUGGAUACUUUAUAUAUUUUUAUUUCGAAAAAAAUAUGGCCGAGAACGUUCUGGACUCUGGCCCGCCUUCAGCCAAGAGGCCUAAACUCUCCUCUCCGGCACUUUCCGCCUCUGCCAGCGAUGGAAACGAUUUUGGCUCAUUGUUUGACCUGGAGCAUGACCUCCCAGAUGAGCUCAUCAGCAGUAAUGAACCAGGCCUUGUCAACGGGGGCGAUCUCAACCAGUUGCACACCACUCUGGGGGGAGGCCCAGGAGGUCUCGGUCCUGGAGGAGGCAGCGGAGGCCCGGGAGGAGGGAUGGGUUUUGGGCUCGGUCCAGGAGGAGGUGCCGGAGGCAUCAGCGGAGGCCAGGAUGCGGUGGCCAAGCAUAAACAGCUGUCGGAGUUGUUGCGCUCGGGGGGACCUACGUCGACCCCACCGGGACAUCAAGGGGCCAUAGGGAGUCCAGGAGGCCCAACUGCAAUUGGACAGCACAUGGCAAACAUGAAGGCAUGCCCGGGCCAGGUACCACAGCAGAUAAUGGGGCAAGGACAACACCUCUCCCCCCAGCAGCAGGCCAACAUGAUGCAGCAAAAUGCUGUCGCCGGAAUGAUGGGUGGCAUGAACAGGGCUAUGAUGGCGGCACAGCAGAAAGGAAAUAACGGACCGUCGCAACCAGGCAUGAUGGGAAACCAGGUGAUGAACGGUUCUCCCAGGUUGGGCUUCGGGAAUCAAGGGAUGGGUAGCAACAGCAACCUGCUGGCGGAUACGUUACAGCAACCGGGUGGUGGAGGCCAGGCAGGCAUCCGGGGCCAGCAACCUGGCAUGCUGAACAAGAUGGCGAUGAUGGGCAACCAAGGGGUUCCCUUUGGAGGUACAUAUGCAGGGCAGGGAAAUCAAGGCCUUGGUGGUGCUGGCAUAGGCCCUCAACAUCAGAACAAAGGUCCCAUGACCAACAGCCUGGCUCAGUUCACUGUGGACAAGAAAAAUCAGCCCGUGCAAGGAAUGGCCACUAUGGGCGCGCAGCAGUCCCAGUCGGGGCCCUCGGGUGCACCUUUAGGUGGGGCACCUGGCAUGGUUGCUGGCGCUCCGGGAGGACUAGUGGGUCCUGGCACCCAGGUCUCGGCGGCCUCCGCCGCAGCCGGAGCACCACCUACCGCUGAUCCCGAAAAACGUAAACUGAUCCAGCAGCAGCUCGUUCUCCUUCUCCACGCCCACAAAUGUCAACGGCGCGAGCAGGCCAACGGCGAAGUCCGACAGUGCAACUUGCCUCAUUGCCGCACCAUGAAGAACGUCCUCAAUCAUAUGACUCAUUGCCAGGCAGGCAAGAAUUGUCAGGUCGCUCACUGUGCAUCAUCAAGGCAAAUCAUCUCUCACUGGAAAAACUGCACUCGACAUGACUGCCCAGUCUGCCUGCCACUGAAGAAUGCUGGGGACAAGAGGAACCCGCAGUGUGAGUCUCUUCUGGGUGCAGCUGCCGCAGGUCUGGGAAGUUCUCUUGGAUCAGUUCCGGGUAGCCAACCAAGUGCUCCAAACAUUAAUCCGCCGAGCCAGAUUGAUCCCAGUUCGAUAGAAAGAGCCUAUGCAGCCCUGGGUCUGACCUACCAGGGUAAUCAGAUCCAGGGUCAGCCUUCUCAGCCCAACAUGCCGAACCAGGCCCUACAAGGUCAGGCUGGUAUGAGGCCUUACCCAAUGGGAGCAAAUCCUAUGGGAGUUAAUGGAGGAGUGGGUGCGCCUUCUCAGAAUCAACAAGCCAACUUGUUGCAGGACACUAUGAUGCACCUCAAUGUGAAUAGCCAGGGUCUGAUGAAUGAUGCCAGUGGGGUCGGCUCAAUGCCCACAGCUGGCCCUCCCUCUGCCACAGGAAUGAGAAAAAGCUGGCAUGAGGACAUCACGCAAGACCUGCGAAACCACUUGGUACACAAGCUUGUUCAGGCCAUCUUUCCAACUCCAGAUCCUGCAGCUUUAAAAGACCGUCGGAUGGAGAACUUGGUGGCCUAUGCCAGAAAAGUUGAAGGAGAUAUGUACGAAUCUGCAAACAAUAGAGCUGAGUACUAUCACUUGCUAGCAGAAAAAAUCUAUAAAAUCCAAAAAGAGCUGGAGGAAAAGAGGAGAACCCGUCUCCAGAAGCAGGGGCUGGGUGUUGGCCCUGCCAAUAUGGGCCAGUCUCCUGCUGGAUUGCCUCCAAAUGGUCCCCUCCCUGACCCAUCUAUGGUACGACCCACUGGACCCAAUCAGAUGGUCAACAGGAUGCAAAGCCCAGGCAUGAAUCAAUUCAAUCAAAUGGGGAUGCAAUCUAUGGGCCAGAGGUCUACUCCUCCUCUUCCCUUGGGAACAUCUGGCAAUCAGAUGGGAAUGGUUGGACCUAGGAUGGGUCAGCCCAAUGUCAAUCAGCUACAGAACCAGUUCAUGUCCCAGGGACAGUUUCCUGGCUCUGCACCUGGGGUAGGAACAACCCCUCCUGGGAUGGCCCAGCCUGGACCCCAGGGCGGAAUGGCACAGACACAGAUGGGCACGCCGCCUCCUCUUCCAGUUGCUAGUCCUUUGGCACAACCAGGAUCUGCGAGCGGUUCAGGCGGAAUCUCCUCAGUGGGGCCUAUGGGACCUCAGAGUGUUGGAGGCCCUAACUCAACUGUCGGAGUACCUGCCUCCGCGAUGACCCCGAAUGCAAACCAGCAACCUAACUCCAUCCCGCAUUUAGGAGCCAUGCGCGGCAGCUCUCCCUCGCCGGCUCACAGUCGUUCGCCUACACCUCACCAGACACCCCCCAGACUCGCCGGCUCCCAGACCCCUCAACCGCACACCCCUAACGCAUCGCAGUUGGCACCACCCCAAGCCGCUCAGCUGGGCCAGGGUCCUGGUUCCAACAAGCCGCUCCAGCAGCCUCACGUUGGGGCUGGCUCGACGACGCCAUCACACCCUGGAUUGGGCUCCAGCUCAACACCACAUGGUGCUCAGCUGCCACGCACUCCGUUGUCUCAAAAGGGGUCCUUCCAAGCAGACAGUCAGGCUUUGACUCCAGCCUCUGUCAACAGCCUGGAUACUUCUUCCCAGCAGAUACAGUCGGACACCACGGCCGCCACUGCAGACUUUAAGUCGGAAGUGAAGGAAGACGCUGAGGAGAGCGACACCGGCGACGGCUCCAAAGGAGGGAAGCUUGGCAGUGUCAAAACGGACGGAAAUCCUGUGAAAAUUGAGAUUAAAAAGGAGGAUUGUUCUGGUGAAGUGGGCAAGGUAGUCCCGAUGGAUACGUCCACCACGCCGUCAACAUCCACUGUAAAAACUGAGGACAAGAAACCAGAAGUGAAAAAUGAGGUGAAAGAAGAACAAAUAACCGACGCAGCUGCAUCGCAAGCGCCAGCAAAAAAGAAGAUUUUCAAGCCAGAAGAGCUUCGCCAGGCCUUAAUGCCAACACUGGAGUCCCUCUACAGGCAAGAACCAGAGUCGUUGCCAUUCAGGAUGCCUGUUGAUCCACAGCUGCUGUGCAUACCUGACUACUUUGACAUUGUGAAGAAUCCCAUGGAUUUAUCCACUAUAAAGCGGAAACUAGACACAGGUCAGUAUCAGGAUCCCUGGCAGUAUGUGGAUGACAUCUGGUUGAUGUUCAACAACGCCUGGCUGUACAACCGCAAAACAUCUCGAGUCUACAAGUGCUGCUCCAAACUUGCGGAGGUCUUCGAACAGGAGAUCGACCCUGUCAUGCAGAGACUUGGCUACUGUUGUGGAAGAAAGCUGGAGUUUUCCCCUCAGACACUGUGCUGCUAUGGAAAGCAGCUGUGCACUAUUCCCAGAGACGCUGCUUACUUCAGCUACCAGAACAGGUACCACUUCUGUGAGAAGUGUUUCAACGAGAUCCAGGGAGAGACCGUGUCCCUGAGCGAUGACCCCACUCAGCCACAGACAUCCAUUAAGAAAGAGCAGUUUGAGAAGAAAAAGAAUGACACACUGGACCCUGAAUUGCUUGUUGAAUGUUUGGACUGUGGACGCAAGAUGCACCAGAUUUGUGUCUUGCACAAUGACACAAUCUGGCCGUUGGGUUUUAUAUGUGACGGCUGUCUUAAGAAGUCUAAUAAGACAAGGAGGGAGAACAAAUAUUCUGCUAAAAGGUUACCUCAGACAAAGUUGGGCUGUUUCCUGGAGACGAGGGUGAAUGACUUCCUGAAACGUCAAAACCACCCAGAGGCUGGAGAGGUCUUCAUCCGCAUGGUGCACGUCUCUGACAAAGUCGUGGAAGUUAAACCUGGCAUGAAGUCGAGAUUUGUGGAUAGUGGCGAGAUGUCAGAGUCUUUCCCAUACAGGACAAAAGCCCUUUUUGCAUUUGAAGACAUUGACGGCGCGGAUGUUUGCUUCUUCGGAAUGCACGUUCAAGAGUACGGCUCAGAUUGCCCUCAGCCUAAUCAGAGGCGAGUAUACAUCUCUUACCUGGACAGUGUGCAUUUUUUCCGGCCACGAAGUCUUCGAACAGCUGUUUACCAUGAAAUUCUAAUUGGUUACCUGGAGUACGCCAAGAAGUUGGGCUACACUACUGGGCAUAUCUGGGCCUGUCCGCCCAGUGAAGGGGACGACUACAUCUUCCAUUGUCACCCUGCUGAUCAGAAGAUUCCGAAGCCAAAACGACUGCAGGAGUGGUACAAGAAGAUGUUGGACAAAGCUGUGGCUGAGCGAAUAGUGCACGACUACAAGGACAUCUUCAAGCAGGCGACAGAAGAUCGGUUGACCAGCGCCAAUGAGUUGCCUUAUUUUGAAGGUGACUUUUGGCCCAAUGUGUUGGAAGAGAGCAUCAAGGAGUUGGAGCAGGAGGAGGAGGAGAGAAAGAGGGAGGAGAACAGCACUUCCAAUGAGAGUAUAGAUGACAGUAAAGGUGACAGUAAGAAUGCCAAGAAGAAGAACAACAAGAAGACUAGUAAGAACAAGAGCAGCCUGAGCCGAGCCAAUAAGAAGAAGCCGGGGAUGCCCAACGUUUCCAAUGACCUUUCACAGAAACUGUAUGCCACUAUGGAAAAACACAAAGAGGUGUUUUUUGUGAUCCGGCUGAUUGCGGGACCGAUGGCCAAUGCGCUUCCCCCCAUUGUUGACCCCGAUCCCCUGAUGGCCUGCGACCUCAUGGACGGUCGCGACGCUUUCCUGACGUUGGCCCGGGAUAAACACCUUGAGUUCAGCUCGUUGAGGAGGUCUAUGUGGAGCUCCAUGUGCAUGUUGGUGGAGUUGCAUAACCAAAGUCAAGAUCGCUUUGUCUACACGUGCAAUCUUUGCAAACACCACGUGGAGACUCGUUUCCACUGUACCGUGUGUGAGGACUAUGACCUUUGCAUCACGUGCUACAACACUAAGGGCCACGAGCACAAGAUGGAGAAGUUAGGGCUCGGUUUGGAUGAUGAGAGCAGCAACCAGACCGGCGCCGCCACUCAGAGCCCGGGAGACUCGCGUCGCCUCAGCAUCCAGCGCUGCAUCCAGUCACUGGUUCAUGCCUGCCAGUGCAGAAACGCUAACUGCUCUCUGCCGUCCUGCCAGAAGAUGAAGCGCGUCGUCCAGCACACCAAAGGCUGCAAGAGAAAAACCAACGGCGGCUGCCCAAUCUGCAAGCAGCUCAUCGCACUGUGUUGCUACCACGCCAAGCACUGUCAGGAGAACAAGUGCCCGGUGCCAUUCUGCCUGAACAUCAAGCACAAGCUCUGUCAGCAGCAGCUGCAGCACAGGCUCCAGCAGGCCCAGAUGCUAAGAAGGAGAAUGGCCACUACGCAGAGAGUUGGGAAACCGGCUCCGGGAGGUGCCGUGGGGGGCAAUGGCCUGCCGUCACCGGGAGCCAACAACAACGGAGCGACCGGUCCCGGUACGCCCACGUCUGUCGGGACGCAGCCUCCUACGCCGCAGACCCCCACCCAGGGAAACAUGCUGGCGCUUCCUCAGCAGCAGGGAGUCGGAGUGGGUGCGAUGGGCGCCACGCCUACACAGCAACAGCAGGUUCAGCAGCAAGGCGGCGCCAUACCUCCCCAGCAUCAUCUGCACCAUCAGUUCCAGUCAAUGGGCGGAGGCGGGGUGAUGAACUCCCCCCAGCAGCAGAUGGUGCCUCAGCUCCAACAGCAGCAGCAGCAGCAGCCCCCCAGUGUCCAGCAAAUGCAGCAGCACGCAGGCGCGCUACCGCCAUACAACCCGAGACCGCCGGGAGCCUCUCCUCUACAUCAGUCACUGGGCAAACCUGGACUCGGCCCAGCGACGCCACCUCAACAGCAACAACAACCUAACCAGGUUCAAGGGUCCAUGCCUGUUCAAGGUCAACAGCAAGGGCCCCCUUUGGCAGCUGUAGAAACGGCGCUAAAAAUCCAACGGCUGGCGGAAACCCAGAGGCAGAUGGCUCAGGCCCAGGCUCAGAUUCGAGGUUUAGGGCAAGGAGGGAUGAUGCCUCAACAUCCUCACCACCAGAACAACCCAGCGCAGAUGGGCAUGCCACACAUGGGACCUCAGGGAAUACCCCCCCAGGCUCAAGGAAUGGUGGGCCGGACUAUGUUAGACCCUCAGCAGCAGGGAAUGCUCGCCGGCAUGCAGCAAGGUGGCCCCCAGUCUCAGUUGCCCCCUCAAGUUCAGCAGCACCUCCAGUCGGGAGGCGGCGGACAACUACAACAGCCCAACCAGCAGUGGGGCCCCGGCGGACCGGGAAUGAACCCACAACAGCGGUCCGCAAUGAUGGGUCACAUGACUGCGCAGCAGCAGACGGCGGUGGCCCAGCAGCAGCAACUCAACCAGCAACAAGCUCAGCAAGGAAACCGCGGGCUGAUGCAGGUGAUGUCUGCAGGGGCGGGGGGAGUUCCCCAAAUGGCUGGCGCGGGAGGUCCUGGAAACUUGCCACAGGGGGCGCUCCAGGAUCUCCUAAGAACCCUGCGCUCCCCAAGCUCACCCCUCCAACAGCAGCAGGUCCUCAACAUCCUUCGCUCCAACCCGACGCUCAUGGCGGCUUUCAUCAGGCAGAGAGCGGCCAAGUACCAGGGCGGACAAAGUGGUCCCGGAGUACAAGGGGGUCCUCCGCAAGGUCCUGGAGGCGUGAGGUUUCAAGGGCCUGCCGGCGGACUACCUGGCAUCGGGGGAGGAGGAGGGCCCGGGCCUAACCCGUUGACCGGCAUGGACGGCCAGCAGAUAAAUGUCAACCAAGCGGGGCAACCGGGAAUGAGCUUGCCUCAGGGGGCGGCUGGGGGAACCGUGACCACCAUGGCUCAGCUUCAACAGCUCCAGCAGCAACAACGGCCAAUGUUGCCUGGAAACCUCCAGCAACAGCAAAUGGCGGUCCUGCAACAGCAACAGGGAGCAAUGCAAGCAGGCCAACAAAACAGCUUGUCUAACAUGACGCCACAUUUCAGAGAACUGUUGUUGAGAAGACAACAACAACAUCAACAGCAGCAGCAGCAAAUGGCAAACCACGGGCAGUUCCAGCAAGGACAACAGGGCUUCAUGCAGCCCGGCCAAGGUCAGCCGGGAAUGCCCCCUUCCUCCCAACCCCAGCCUGGAGGAGGUGUGAGGGGUCCGGGACAGCAACAGCAAGGUGGUCCUCAGGGUGGUCCUGGGCAAGGCUACCCGGGUAACCCUUCCCAAGCAGCUGCCGCGCUCCAACAAAGGUUGCAUCAAAUGCAAAUGCACCAACAACAGCCGCAAAAUUCUAUGGGAGGUCCCCAAGGCCAAGACGGGGGACCGGGUGGUGGCACGCCAGGGGCCGCAACGCUCCAACCGGGGCAGCAACAGCAAGGCGGACCUCCGCUGCCCCCGACCAACCAAGCGAUGAUCCACCAGAACAUACAUCAGAGGCUGCUCCAGCAGCAGCACUUGAGCGGGGGUUCUCCAGCACAGCACAGCAGUCCCAUGAGUCCGCAGCAGCAGAUGGCCCAGUCCCCACACCCCCACCUCCAAGGCCAAGGCGGCCUGGGCCCGGCAGCUUCUCUGGGCAACCAGGUGAGGUCGCCGCAACCGUCGCCGCGGCCGCAAUCGCAGCCGCCCCGAUCCAGCCCGUCCCCCCGCACGCAGUCGUCGUCCCAGCCGCAGCCCUCGCCCCACCGCAUCUCCCCGCAGACACAAACCGGUUCGCCCCACCAGGCCCACAUUGGCCAACACCACCCUAACAUGGCGCCUCCGCAGCAACCGGCCGGUCCCGUAGAUCCCGGACAAUUUAGCUCGGACCAGAACGCCAUCAUUUCUCAGCUAAGCGGCAUGGCGGCCAUGCACGCGGGUCAAGGCGCGCCGUCAGACUUGUUAGCCCCGAAUAACAACAACAAUAAUACCAACCAGGAGCUUAGCCACAACAGUUUGGACCUGGUGUAGCACGCGCGUCUCCGCGGCAAGCUGCCAGUGGAGGAAAAGGCAGUCUGAAACUGAGGAUUUUUCAUUUUUUUAUUUAAAUAUUUUUGCGAUGUAGAAAAACGAACUCAAGCUUCCUAUGGGAGAUCUGCAGCCGAAAAUCCUAGAAGACAAAUGAAUAAAUUAAAAACAAUGGUAAGUUAUUGCUGUUAAUAUAUAUAUCUAUUUUUGCCAACUGUGUACAAAAUGGUGGAAGGGCAACGUUUCAGGUUGAAGAUCUUUUCUUCUGUAGUCUAUGAAACAAUAUUUUUGGGGACUGAGAAUUUUUUGCCUUUUUAAAGACUAUUUUUACUAUUUUAAAUGUGGCGGAAAAUUGAGUUGACACGCUGUAUUUUUUUUUUUCCUUUUCUAAAAAAAGAAAAAAUGGUUUGUUUUCCUCCUCAAAUACCCAGUCAUGAUUGUAUCUUUUUUUUGCAGCUUUGUUUCUGAAUUUUGACCUUGUUUUUCCGUGUCAUAGGAUCGUAAGACAAGCCUCAAAACAUUUUGCAUUUCUGUGGAGCCCCUAAAAGGACAUCAAUAGACGUAAAAUAAAUUCAAACCAUCUGGUGCACACCAGAUAGUAUGUGGUGUGCACGAGAAGCUAACUGGUGCGCACCAGUAACAAUCUAGUGGACACCAGAUAGUAUGUUGUGCGCAAUAGAGACUAUCUGGUGUGCACCAUAUGGUAUGUGGUGCGCACUUUAAAUUCUGGUGCGCGCCAGAUGGUAUGUAGUGCACACUAGAAACUGUUGCGCAGAGGAUGGUACGUGGUCCGCACUAGAAAUUGGUGGGCACCAGUUAGUAUUUGGUGCGUGCCAGAUGGUAUGUAGUGCGCACUAGAAACUGGUGCACAUCUGAUAGUAUGUGGUGUGCACUAGAAACUAACUGGUGUGCACCAGUAACAAUCAGGUGGACACCAGAUAGUAUGUAGUGUGCAAUACAAACUGUCUGGUGUGCACCACAUGGUGUGUGUUGUGCACUAGAAACCAAAUGGUGUGCACCAGUAACAUUCUAGUGGAUACCAGUUAAUAUGGGGUGUGCAAUACAAACUGUUUGGUGUACACCAUAUCAUAUUUGGUGCGCGGCAGAUGGUAUGUAGUGUGCACUAGAAACCGGUGCGCACUAGAAACUUAACUGGUGCGCACCAGUAACAAUCUAGUGGACACCAGAUAGUAUUUUGUGUGCAAUAGAAACUGUCUGCUGUGCACCAUAUGCUAUGUGGUGCGCACUAGAAACUAAAUGGUGUGCACCAGUAACAUUCUAGUAGACACCAAAUAGUAAGGGGUGUGCAAUAGAAACUGUCUGGUGUGCACCAAUGGUAUUUGGUGCACGGCAGAUAGUAUGUGGUUUGCGCCAGAUAGUAUGGUGCGCAGCAGAUGCUAUGUAGUUCACACUAGAAACUGGUGCGCACCAGAAAGUAUAUGGUGCGCACUACAAACUAACUGGUGCGCACCAGUAACAUUCUUGUGGACACCAGAUAGUAUGUGGUGCACAGUAGAAACUGUUUAGUAUCCACCAUAUGGUAUGUGGUGCGCACUAGAAAUUCUGGUGCGCAUGAUAUAGUAUGUGAUGCGCACUAGAAAUUCUGGUGCGCAUGAUAUAGUAUGUGAUGCGCACUAGAAACUUAACUGGUGCGCACCAGUGACAAUGUAGUGGACACGGGUAGUAAGUGGUGCACAUAUCUGUCUGGUGUGCACCAUAUGGUAUGUGGUGCGCACUAGAAAUUCUGGUGCGCAUGAUAUAGUAUGUGAUGCCCACUAGAAACUUAACUGGUGCGCACCAGUGACAAUCUAGCGGACACGGAUAGUAUGUGGUGCGCAAUAUCUGUAUGGUGUGCACCAUAUGGUACGUGGUGCGCACUAGAAAUUCUGGUGCGUGCCAUAUAGUAUGUGGUGUGCGCCAGAUGGUAUGCGGUACGCACCAGUAACAAUCUAAUGGACACCAGAUAGUAUGUUGUGCGCAGUAGAAACUCUGGAGCAUGCCAGAUAGUUUGUGGUGCACGCCAGAAACUAACUGUUGCAGAUGGUAUGUGGUGCGGACUAGAAACUGGUGUGCGGCAGAUGGUAUGUGGUGCGUACUAGAAACUGGUGCGCACCAGAUUGUUUCUAGUGCACACUAAGUAAUGCAGUUUUCUGAAGUCUUUAUAGUUGAGUCCAAGAUUGAAGUACAGCUCAGCUAAAUCUUGUAGUGUCAUUUUUAGCAGGCCGAAACGGCUGGUGUCCGAUGCGCAAAUGCAGUUUUUGGCCUAUAAAAAGGAACUUUCUGGUGCGCACCAGAUGGUUUAAAUUUAUUUUAUUUCUGUCGAUGUCCCUUUAGGUGCUCUGUACAUUUCAGCUGUUUUUCAUGAUUUUUACAUUCUCCCCCUUCUCAUGUAAAAGAACACAGACGGGGAGGCGGUUUUAGGACGAUUUAAAUCCGAAGCUCCUCCCCCACCUUCCAAAGAGCUGGCGAGCAAGGCGGAUUGAGCUGUCAAGUUGCAGCUGUGAUUCAUUUGAAAUUGUGUACAUAUAUUUUCCACUCUCACUUGAGUUGUGAGAUAAGAACGGCCCCACCUUGUUAUUAUUUUGGGCUGAUGUUUGCAAAAUGGCUCCUCACCAACUUGCUCUCAGCCAUAAAGUUGAGUUCACUGUCAGUACUGUAAAAAAAAAAAGUUAAUUUAGAUAAUACUGUAUUUUAUAAUGAAAAUGAAAGAUGUUAAAAAAAUUACUAUGUAUAUAGUUUAAAACAUUCAAACUUUCCCCUCUUUAGAUUGGAUAUUUGCUGUGUGUAUUUAAAAAAAAAACUCGGAACACACAAGUACUCCGCGAGUGUUGUACAGUAUUCAGAUUUUUCUUUAUUUCAAAAAGGUUGGCUACAAGUUUCCGAUGUAUCGUUUAUUAGUCGCACACGUGAACAAUCCCACCAGUCGGAUGCGAAACGCUCAUUCGACCCGAAAUAUUUCAGAAGUGGUUAAUUAGCUUUUUACGAAGACGCGACAGUCACAUGAUCACUAUUUUUCAUUCAAAGGUUGCUGGGUAAUGGGGAGGGAACCAGGUGGCAAUAUAUCUUGAGACUUAUUUUAUAAGAAAAAGAGGGGAAAAAAACGGAGGAAAAAGUUGUCUUUUAUAUAUAGAUAUAUUAUUUAAUUUUAUUUUUUUGGAAAUAAAACUUGAAGCUACCAGAAUUAUUAGAUAAACUUGUUUGGUUUUGUAUUAAAUAUACGGUGAUGCAAAACAACACUGCAGACAGUCAUUCAUUUUUUUUGCCCUGGGAGUAUAUUAUACUUUUUUUUUUUUUUUUUUUUUGGAAGAAAUGCUUCAUGUACAUGAAAUAUAGAUGUAAACAUAGUCACUGUACAAAACCCAUGGCAACUGAACAACAACAAAAAAUGUUUUUGUUUAUUGUUAUUUCCGCUCCCAAAAAAACUAAGCGACUGGAAGGAAGACUUAUUUAAAUAUUUGUUAAGUAUUCAAAUCUUUGACCACUUUUUUUGUUUUUUCUCUUGUUAAAAAGUUUUGGUGCUUGCUGAGAGAAAGCAAAAAUAACUGUUGCUCCAUUUUCAGUUGUUUUUUUAAGUUAUUUUGGUGGUCUGACUGUUUUUUUGCCAAUAAAUUAAUUGUACAAUAAAAUAUGUUUGUACUGUUUGGUAAUUCUUUUGUCAAACUUGUGCAUGAUUUCAUGGCGGUUGAUUGUGGUAUCGGGCGAUGGAGUUGUUCCGAUACUAGAGUUGCCAACGGUCCCCUUGAAAACUGAAUCGUCUGGUAGUCAGAAACAAAAGUACGCAUCCCUUAUUGAGCUUUCUAGGGAUGCGCUUUGUCUGUAAUUAUCUGGGGUGGGUAGUAACACGUUAUAUUGACUCUGUUACAUUUACUUCCAUAACGUUUUGAGAAAAAUAUAAAGACUAAUUUUACUAAGCAAUACUUUUUACUUAAGUAGAUUUGUGAAGAAACGCUCUUACUCGUCGUUUGUAAAGCCGCACGUGCUGAAAAUGUCAACAUUUUCUCACAUUUAGCGCCACAGUGUUUAACAUGUGGUGUGAAAAUUUGUCACUUUUUUUUGUGUGCACAUUUACAAUUUUUAGCAACCUGAAUAUUUAAAAUCAUAAGUAUCAAACUUAAAUGUUUAAAUCCAGAACUAAAUAUUUAAUUUAAAUCUUAAAUACAAAUCUAAAUCUUACAUACAGCUUAAAUCUAAAUCCUUAAUCUAAAUGUUAAAUCUACAUCUUAAAUCUAAACCUUAAAUAUACAGUGGGGAGAACAAGUAUUUGAUACACUGCCGAUUUUGCUCGUUUUCCCACUUGCAAAACAUGUAGAGGUCUGUAAUUUGUAUCUUAAGUU
Messenger RNA from Corythoichthys intestinalis (scribbled pipefish), 13051 nucleotides. It is a transcript of the gene ep300a, whose product is annotated as E1A binding protein p300 a. The transcript is spliced from 31 exons. Gene Ontology annotation, biological process: positive regulation of transcription by RNA polymerase II. The record is from RefSeq and is a predicted model, not a curated record. The coding region runs from base 477 to 8720 and encodes 2747 amino acids. Gene Ontology annotation, molecular function: chromatin DNA binding; transcription coactivator activity; histone acetyltransferase activity. Gene Ontology annotation, cellular component: histone acetyltransferase complex; nucleus; transcription regulator complex. NCBI's taxonomy places the organism in Eukaryota, Metazoa, Chordata, Actinopteri, Syngnathiformes, Syngnathidae.